AAACGUGGUCCAAAAGCUCAUCAGUUAGCUGUUACAUUUACAUCUGGUACAGUUUUAAAGGAUACAUUUAAAAAGGAAUGGGAACUUGGAGAUGUUAUUGGUCAAGGUGGAUUUGGAUUGAUAUAUAAAGCAUCAAAUGACGUAACUGGUACUGUUAGUGAUACUUCUAAUUAUGUUGUGAAAAUUGAACCUGUUGAAAAUGGGCCAUUAUUUUGUGAAUUACAUUUUUAUCAAAGAGCUGCCAAGCCAGAAAAUAUCAAGGAAUGGACCAAGAAAAAGAAAUUAAAAUACCUCCCAGUACCAAAACUAUGUGGAGCAGGCAAUCAUACAUAUCAAUCGAAAGUGUAUAGGUUUUUAGUUAUGCCUAGAUUUAGUACUGAUUUACAAAAAUUGUUUGAAUCAUGUGGUAAAUCAUUUCCACCUAAAUCAGUAUAUGCUGUAGGAUUGAGAAUGAUUGAUGCCUUAGAGUUUAUACAUGACAAUGAUUAUGUGCAUGCUGAUAUAAAAGCUGCCAAUAUAUUAAUGGGAUAUAAAAAUGGUAAAACUUUACCUGAUGAGGUAUACCUAGUUGAUUUUGGUUUAGCCUUUAAAUAUGUGAUAGAUGGUAAACAUAAAGAAUAUAAAGAAGAUCCACGCAAAGCACAUGAUGGUACUGUAGAGUUUACUAGUAGAGAUGCUCAUAAUGGGGUCUCACCAUCCAGAAGAGGUGACUUUGAGAUUUUAAGUUAUUGUUUAUUACAAUGGUUAUGUGGUAAACUACCAUGGGAAGAUAAUUUAAAUAAUAAAGACUAUGUUGGUAAUAGUAAAGCCAAAUACAUGAAAGAUAUUCCAUCCUUAAUACGAACAUGUUUUCCUGCUGGAAAUGCACCUGACACAAUAAAAACAUUCCUUACUGCUGUCUCCAAAUUAAAAUAUGAUGAAAAACCAAAUUAUGAGAAAUUCCGUCAAACCUUAAGACAAGGUUUAAGUAAGAAUGGUGGAGGAAAAGAUGAAUGGAUAUUAAAUUUACCAGUAGAUGGAAUUGCUAGAUCAAGUUCGCCAAGAAAAAUAGCCAAAAUUGCAAAACCAUCAACAUCAAAGUCACCAACCAAAGAUUCCCCAAAGGUAAUGGUUUAUCUUGAAAUUUAA
Molecule: messenger RNA, 1128 nt
Organism: Lottia gigantea (owl limpet)
Lineage: Eukaryota; Metazoa; Mollusca; Gastropoda; Lottiidae
Exons: 9
Biological process (GO): peptidyl-serine phosphorylation; signal transduction
Cellular component (GO): nucleus; cytoplasm
Molecular function (GO): protein serine/threonine kinase activity; ATP binding
Source: RefSeq, a predicted model, not a curated record